Messenger RNA from Nerophis lumbriciformis (worm pipefish), 621 nucleotides. Lineage: Eukaryota; Metazoa; Chordata; Actinopteri; Syngnathiformes; Syngnathidae. The record is from RefSeq and is a predicted model, not a curated record.
AUGGGGUGCUGCAGCGGCAGGUGUACCCUGGCCUUCAUCUGUGGAAUGCAGCUGGUGAGCGUCUUAGAACGUCAGAUCAUCGACUUCCUGGGCUACCAAUGGGCACCCAUUUUGACCAACUUUCUGCACAUCAUCGUGGUCAUCUUGGGCUUGUUCGGCACCAUCCAAUUUAGGCCGCGCUAUGUUACCGGGUACGCGGUCUGGCUGGUCAUCUGGAUGACCUGGAAUGUUUUCAUUAUCUGUUUUUACCUGGAGGUCGGCGAGCUGUCCAAGGACACUGACCUCGUCCUCACCUUCAACCUGUCCAUGCAUCGUUCCUGGUGGAUGGAGAACGGCCCCGGGUGCAGAGUGACCCCUGUCAGCCCUCCUCCCUCCUGGGCACCGGAGGACCACCGAUACAUAUCGAUAUCCGGGUGCCUGAUGGACUUUCAAUUUGUAGAGGUGGCUCAUUCCUCGCUGCAGAUACUUCUGGCCUUGGCGGGCUUCAUCUACGCCUGCUACGUGGUCAAACUCAUCUCGGAGGAGGAGGACAGCUUUGAUUUUAUAGGUGGAUUCGACUCAUAUGGCUACCAGGGACCUCAGAAGACAUCCCACCUUCAACUACAGCCCAUGUACAUGUAA